Messenger RNA from Myxocyprinus asiaticus (Chinese sucker), 378 nucleotides. It is a transcript of the gene msmp1, whose product is annotated as microseminoprotein, prostate associated 1. Bases 1 to 378 code for a protein of 125 amino acids. The transcript is spliced from 3 exons. The record is from RefSeq and is a predicted model, not a curated record. NCBI's taxonomy places the organism in Eukaryota, Metazoa, Chordata, Actinopteri, Cypriniformes, Catostomidae.
AUGGAUGCCAUGCGAAGAUGUGGUGGAAUGAUUAUCUACAUGGGCUUUUUGGUGUGGACGACAUGUUCAGCAGCACCAAUGCAGUGUCACUUCAACUCUCAAGCUCUGUGUGAGUAUGAAGGGAAGCAGUACUCUAUGGGAGAGAGCUGGAUGGAGCAGGGCUGUGUGCAGUGCACCUGCCUGCACCCCGUGGGAGUGGGAUGCUGCGAGACUGUCCAUCGGCCUGUGGACUUCCCUCCCUGGUGUGAAGUUCGAGUUGAAUCUCUGACUUGUCAGGUCACACUGGUGAUGACGUCUGAUCCUCGUCUGCUCUGCAUUCCUGGAGAAGAGAACAACAUUGACCCAAUACAUGGAGCCAUGAACAUGCUGGCAGGUUAG